AUGGCCGUCGGAAAGAAUAAGAGAUUGUCGAAGGGUAAGAAGGGCAUCAAGAAGAAAGUUGUUGACCCAUUCUCCCGCAAAGACUGGUACGACAUCAAAGCGCCUUCAUUCUUCGAGCGUCGGAACGUCGGCAAGACACUCGCCAACCGGUCGCAGGGCCUGAAAAACGCGAAUGACUCUCUGAAGGGUCGCAUCAUUGAGGUUUCUCUCGCGGAUCUCAAUAACGAUGAGGAGCAGGCAUUCCGCAAGAUCAAGCUACGAAUCGAUGAGGUCCAGGGCAAGAACUGCCUGACAAAUUUUCACGGGAUGGGAUUCAGCUCCGAUAAGAUUCGCUCGCUCGUACGCAAGUGGCAAACUCUCAUCGAAGCGCACGUGGACGUGAAGACGACCGACGGUUAUCUUCUCCGUCUCUUCGCGAUUGGUUUCACCAAGCGCCGACCUGCGCAGGUCAAGAAGACGACAUAUGCUCAGUCGAGUCAGAUUCGGGAAAUUCGGAAGAAGAUGUUCGAGAUCAUGACGCGGGAGGCAACGAGCUGUGAUUUGAAGGAGCUGGUGCAGAAGUUUGUUCCGGAGGCAAUUGGUCGGGAGAUCGAAAAGGCUGCGCGGAGUAUCUUCCCCCUUCAGAACGUCUACGUCCACAAAGCGAAGAUUUUGAAGGCCCCGAAGUUUGACAUGUCGAAACUGCUGGAGCUUCAUGGAGAGUCAACAGACGAGACUGGCACCCGUGUUGUGAAGGAGUUCAAGGAGCCAGAGAUCCUCGAGACGGUGUAA
This is a messenger RNA of Sparassis crispa, 771 nucleotides long. RefSeq names its product 40S ribosomal protein. Lineage: Eukaryota; Fungi; Basidiomycota; Agaricomycetes; Polyporales; Sparassidaceae. The record is from RefSeq and is a predicted model, not a curated record. The transcript has 5 exons. Gene Ontology annotation, cellular component: ribosome; cytosol. Bases 1 to 771 code for a protein of 256 amino acids. Gene Ontology annotation, biological process: translation. Gene Ontology annotation, molecular function: structural constituent of ribosome.